Messenger RNA from Passer domesticus (house sparrow), 487 nucleotides. RefSeq names its product probable inactive protein kinase DDB_G0270444. The transcript is spliced from 3 exons. NCBI's taxonomy places the organism in Eukaryota, Metazoa, Chordata, Aves, Passeriformes, Passeridae. The coding region runs from base 121 to 348 and encodes 75 amino acids. The record is from RefSeq and is a predicted model, not a curated record.
CGCUGUGUUCGCAUGCUCUUCACCCUGCUCCUGCCCACUCUGAUUUUCACCUGCCCCCUGAUAACCCUUUCAAUCCUGAAAGAUCCUUAGUGUCUGGAUUUCAUCAUCCAGCCCUGCAGGAUGCUCCCAUUUCUCCUGAGGAUGGCUGUCCCAGACAGAGAGGAGGAGAUGGAGGUAGAUGCAAAGAUUGAUACGGAGGAGGAGAUGGAAAUAGAUGGAGAAGACCCUGGAGAGGAAGAGAUGGAUGUGGAUGUGGAGGAGGAAGAAGAGAUGGACGUGUAUGUGGAUGAGGAAGAAGAGAUGGAUGUGGAUAUGGAAGAGUCCAUUGAGGACAUGGAUAUUGAUUAAGAAGGUGCGAUGGACAGCACAGACAGAGACACCACCCUUUUGUAUAUAUGUUCUACAGUUUGUUGUUUUUCUUUAGAAUGUAGAUUGUAGGGCUAUUUUUGACUUCUGUAAAUACAUAGUUUUGUUAGGUAGGUUUUGU